Molecule: messenger RNA, 2862 nt
Organism: Physcomitrium patens
Lineage: Eukaryota; Viridiplantae; Streptophyta; Bryopsida; Funariales; Funariaceae
Product: lon protease homolog 2, peroxisomal
Biological process (GO): protein catabolic process; proteolysis
Molecular function (GO): serine-type endopeptidase activity; ATP hydrolysis activity; ATP binding
Source: RefSeq, a predicted model, not a curated record
GGAUAAGGUUCCCUGUCCAAUUUGUGGGUUUUUGAUAACCGUCUGGCAUUCUGUAAACGAAGCAGGGAAAAUCUGCUAAGUGGAUCAUGCAUGAAGUCAAAACCGAGAUGGUCUAAUUUUGAGGAGAAAAGAUCCCUUUCUUUCAGUAAAGUGUUGCGUGAACAGUGAAUCGGUAUCUUCUAAAGAAAAUGGACCCUAUGAUCGGGACUGUGUUGAGUUCCAUCUGCGACACGACACAGUUGAGGCACGGUCGAUUGCUCACUGUGCGAUCGAGAGUCUAGAAGGCUAGAGAUUAUUUGCAUGAGUUCGGGAGUACUUUUGUGUUUGCGCGUAUACGCAACAUAAUAUAUCUGGAGACGAUGGGAAAGAGGAAUUGUAGGGUAUAGGGCUUAUUGAAUAUUUCUUCAGCCAGUAAUGUUUUUGCAAUAUUGCUGCUUCUAAAGCCACCUUCGUUCUUUCUGAGGGGGACGGUGUACCCUGGGUCUGCCAUUUUACGUCACAUCGAUUUCGAUGCUGCAUUCCCGGGGUUCUCGUCAAUGUGUCGACGGAGAAGCAGGAGGAGAGGGUAUGGCAGGAGUGUCCGCGAAGAGUGAUGGGCCGAUGUCAAAGACACGACAGGAGUUGCUGCAGCAGCAGGCGAUGGUGGGUGUUACAUGAUUGUUGGCAGAUUAGGGCAAUCAAGAACGAACUGGGCGAGAACGACGAUGACGAAGACGAUGUGGUGUCUUUGGAGAAAAAGAUGCAAGAGGCAGCCAUGCCCCCCAAUGUUUGGAAGCACGCUCAACGAGAGCUCAGACGGUUGCGGAAGAUGCAGCCCCAGCAGCCCGGCUAUGGAACUUCUCGCACAUAUUUGGAGCUACUGGCUGAAUUGCCGUGGAAAAUCGCUAGCGAGGAGCAUGAAGUUGAUUUGGCGGCCGCCAAAGUACGCUUGGACAGCGAGCACUACGGCUUGAGCAAAGUGAAGAAACGUAUCAUUGAAUAUCUUGCUGUUCGGAAGCUGAAGCCAGAUGCCAGAGGGCCAGUACUUUGUUUCGUCGGACCUCCAGGGGUUGGCAAGACCUCUCUGGCGUCAUCCAUUGCUGGAGCUUUAGGCCGGCGUUUCAUUCGCAUCUCCUUGGGCGGUGUGAAAGACGAGGCUGACAUUCGUGGCCAUCGCCGCACCUACAUUGGAAGCAUGCCUGGCCGACUUAUUGACGGUAUCAAAAGGGUGGGAGUCAACAAUCCUGUAAUGCUGCUCGAUGAAAUCGAUAAGACGGGCACGGAUGUGCGAGGCGACCUCGCCUCUGCGCUACUGGAGGUCCUAGAUCCCGAACAGAACAAGACCUUCAAUGACCACUACUUGAAUGUCCCCUUCGAUGUGUCGAAAGUCGUCUUCUUAGCAACGGCGAAUAGGAUGCAGUCAAUGCCAGCUCCACUAUUAGAUCGUAUGGAAAUUAUCGAGCUACCCGGAUACACUUGUGAAGAAAAGCUUCGAAUCGCAGUGCUUCAUCUCAUACCUCGUGUGCUUGAACAACAUGGUAUCACAAACGAGCACAUUUCCAUACCAGAGGCAACAGUGGAGCUCAUCAUCCAAAGAUACACCAGAGAGGCAGGAGUUCGAAACUUAGGACGACAUUUGGCAGCAUUGGCCCGCGCGGCAGCUGUGAAAGUGGCGGAGAAAGAGCAGUCUGUCCGACUCUCGCGGGAGAUGCAAACAGAAAUGAUAUAUCACGGAGCACAGGGCCUCGGCGCCGCUGCUGCCGAAGCAGACAUGGAAGAGGAGGCUAUGGGUAUCCGCGAAAAAGAGAUUAUUCCUUUGGCAACUAAACCAGACCCUCUGCUUGUUGACGAAGUGGUGUUGGAUACUGUCCUUGGGCCACCAAAAUUUGAUGGCAGAGAAGCAGCAGAGAGAGUUGCCACGCCUGGCGUUGCUGUAGGACUGGUGUGGACUGAAGUGGGUGGCGAGGUUCUCUUCGUAGAAUCCACUGCAAUGUUAGGGAAGGGAGACUUGCACCUCACUGGCCAGCUGGGAGAUAUUAUCAAAGAAUCAGCUCAUAUUGCACUCACUUGGGUUCGCGCGAGAUCUGCAGAGCUGAAACUACCAGUGGCAGAGGCAGGAAGCCUGAUGAAGGAGCGCGACAUCCACAUCCACUUCCCGGCUGGUGCGGUGCCCAAAGACGGCCCAUCAGCAGGGGUGACACUCGUCACUGCUUUGGUCUCCUUGUUCGCCAAGCGCAACGUGAGAGCAGACACUGCCAUGACUGGGGAGAUGACCCUCAGGGGGCUCGUGCUUCCAGUUGGGGGCAUUAAGGAUAAGAUCCUCGCUGCUCAUCGGUGUGGAAUCAGACGCGUCAUUCUACCGGAGCGCAACCGCAAGGAUCUACAAGAGGUUCCUGCCGCCAUUCUCAAGAACAUGGAGAUAAUACUUGCGAAGCGGAUGGAGGAUGUGCUCCACCAGGCAUUUGAGGGAGGCUGCCCUUGGAAGCCUGCGUCACGUUUGUAGAAUCCAUCAACAACGGAACUCUUUGUAACAUUCCUACGCCAUCUAGAUCUCUAUCCCGUGUGCACCUCAACUCUCUUGUUACUAAUAUCUGAUUGCGUUGUAGCGCUAGUUCAUUUGCCAAGGUAUGAAGUGGGGAUUCUAACUGGUACACAGGCUCUUUUACUUUAGCCAGCUUUGAGAGGAUUAGGUGGUUGGUCGACGUCGAUGCCGAGGUAUCUGUGCUUGCAAUCGUUGAGGAAACUAUUAGCAGGAUCGUUUGGAUAGAUCACGUAGCCAAAAGUUUUAUGCAUCUAUUUUGGCAAGGAGGAACUGUAUCAUUGUAUUAUAUUAUAUUGAAGUCUAGAUGGCUCCACAAAGUUAUGGGGGAAUUUCUAUACUAA